CCAAAAAGGAGAUCGCUUCAGACAAAGCAGUCCCAUUGGGAAGUGCGAAAGCUCGGGCAUUGACUCAUGAAAAAUUCGUAGUGAAAUACAUAUAUUUAUUUGAAGAGGUGAACUGUGAAAAGUGAUUUAAUAUCUACAAUUUAAAGUGAAGAAGAAAAUAUUUUUUAUAAAGUACAUGCAAUGGCUAUAGAUGCGACAACAAACAAAAUGCCUGAAGCCAACACCAUAAUGGAAGGCAAGAAUUUGAACGAAACACCUACGAAUUUAAAUAUAUCGUCUGAAAAGCUACCAGAGCCGCCCAUUAAAGAUGUGCCAGCAGAUUUUGAGACCGCCAUGGAAGUGGCUGGUUUCGGUACUUUCAAUAUUUUGUUGAUAAUUUCUGCGCUUCCCGCUGCUAUAGCCACAGUGGUGGAGACCUCGACGAUGUCAUAUAUCUUGCCGAGCGCUGAGUGUGAUCUCAAAUUGACUCUGCUCGACAAAGGGCUUUUAAAUGCAAUUACAUAUUUGGGCAUGAUUUCUUCAGCGAUAGUGUGGGGUUAUUUCGCGGAUACGAAGGGUCGCAAAAAAUUGCUCGUCUUCGGUUAUUUGAGUAAUAUUAUAUCCGUACUAGGUGGUGCCUGCAGUCAAAAUGUCAUACAGCUGAUGGUCUUCAAAUAUAUCUCAGGAUUUAUCAUGUGUGGUCCUUUCGCUGUCAUAAUGAGUUACUUAACGGAGUUACAUGGCAAGAAACAUCGUUCCCGUGUUAUUAUGUUCGUGGGUCUUAUGUUCUCAGUGGGCAACAUAUCACUGCCCCUAGUUGCACUGGGUGUUUUACCCAGCCAUUUGGAUUUCCAGCUAUUGGGUUUGCAAUUUCACUCUUGGCAAGUAUUUUUGGCCAUAAGCGCUAUACCUUGUCUGUUUGGAGGCACCUUACUCAGUUUUUUUCCCGAGAGCCCAAAGUUCCUAAUGUCUCAGGGUCGAAAUGCAGAGGCAUUGCGGGUUUUUCAGCGAAUAUAUGCACUUAACUAUCGUAAGAAACGUGAAGAUUAUCCGAUUAAGGAACUCGUUAACGAACAACUCGCCGCUGAAAAGACAAGUGAUGCAUCAACAGUUAGCAUAGCCACAAUUGAAGAGGCAGCACCGAAAGAGAAAUCCUCUACACCUAAUGUGUCCGCAAAGGAAAAGAAGCCAACUGUAGGCCUUCGUCAGGGGUUGCAACAGCUACGCCCUUUGCUAAUGAAACCCUAUCUCGGCCUAUCGAUACGCGUCUAUCUGAUGAACUUCGCCAUUUUGUUUGGUCAAAAUACUUUGCGUCUAUGGGUGCCACAAAUGUUUGCCUCGAUUGAAGAAUAUGAACAGCUACACGGCACAGAGAGUGCUACAAUGUGCACGAUCUUGGAGUACAGCGUUAAUAAGACGCAUACACAAAUAAUAGAUUCGGCUUUGGGACAAUGUCAAGUG
Molecule: messenger RNA, 1440 nt
Organism: Rhagoletis zephyria (snowberry fruit fly)
Lineage: Eukaryota; Metazoa; Arthropoda; Insecta; Diptera; Tephritidae
Product: synaptic vesicle glycoprotein 2B-like
Biological process (GO): transmembrane transport
Cellular component (GO): membrane
Molecular function (GO): transmembrane transporter activity
Source: RefSeq, a predicted model, not a curated record